Molecule: messenger RNA, 2985 nt
Organism: Tribolium madens (black flour beetle)
Lineage: Eukaryota; Metazoa; Arthropoda; Insecta; Coleoptera; Tenebrionidae
Product: phosphatidylinositol-binding clathrin assembly protein LAP-like
Exons: 1
Coding region: 333-2105 (590 amino acids)
Biological process (GO): clathrin-dependent endocytosis; clathrin coat assembly; synaptic vesicle budding from presynaptic endocytic zone membrane
Cellular component (GO): synaptic vesicle; extrinsic component of presynaptic endocytic zone membrane; clathrin-coated vesicle
Molecular function (GO): clathrin heavy chain binding; 1-phosphatidylinositol binding; SNARE binding
Source: RefSeq, a predicted model, not a curated record
UUCUGUAAUUACAGUGUCGGUAAGUUGAUUUUGUCGUUUUUUGUAGUCGUAAUUAAUAGGGAUGCUGACUACGAAGUUUUCUGGUAAGUAAAUAUAAAAAGGAAGAGUUUGUAUUUGUUUAGUUUUUAUGUAUUUUUGUCGUAUUGCGUGAUUUUGUAAAGUGCGAGAGGUUUCAAUAGUGACCGCUAGGUGUCGAGUCUCCAUUUUGUGUCAACAUUUUAUUGAUUCGCCGGUGAGAUUUUGCCGAUCGACCCGUCGAGUGUUCGAGUUGAAUUGAAAAUUUGGUCGUAAAAUUAUUAAAAAUAGUGUGUGUAAUUUGUGUAACGAAUAUUAUGGCGGGUCAAACAAUAAACGAUCGUUUAUUAGCGGCGAAACACAGUCUAGCAGGCCAGGGAUUGGCUAAAUCGGUAUGUAAAGCAACCACCGAAGAACUCCUAGGCCCUAAGAAGAAACAUUUAGAUUACUUAGUCCAUUGUACUAACGAGCCUAACGUUUCGAUUCCUCAAAUGGCGAAUUUGUUGAUAGAAAGGUCACAAAACACCAGUUGGGUGGUCGUUUACAAGGCAUUGAUAACGACUCAUCAUUUGAUGUGUUACGGAAAUGAGAGAUUCACUCAGUAUUUGGCUUCGAGUAACGUGUCUUUUCAAUUGUCGAAUUUUGUCGACAAGACGGGCGUUCAGAGUGCCGUGGGGGCGCGGACCGGCUACGACAUGUCCCCUUUUAUAAGACGAUACGCUCGAUACCUCAACGAGAAGGCUCUUUCAUAUCGAGCAGUGGCUUUCGAUUUUUGUAAAGUCAAAAGGGGUAAAGAAGAAGGUACUUUACGAACAAUGAAUGCGGAGAAUCUUCUCAAAACUUUGCCCAUACUUCAGAAUCAGUUAGAUGCUCUCUUGGAGUUCGAUUGUACAGCAAAUGAUCUCACUAAUGGAGUCAUCAAUAUGUGUUUCAUGCUCCUGUUUCGUGAUCUCAUAAGAUUAUUCGCUUGCUAUAACGACGGAAUCAUCAAUCUUUUAGAAAAAUACUUCGAAAUGAACAAGAAACAAUGUCGUGAAGCGCUUGAUCUCUAUAAGAAGUUCCUCAUCCGCAUGGACCGAGUCGCCGAGUUCCUUAAAGUCGCUGAGAAUAUUGGAAUAGACAAAGGCGACAUUCCUGAUCUCACUAGGGCCCCAAACAGCCUCCUCGACGCAUUAGAGCAACAUUUAGCUUCACUUGAAGGCAACACUCCAACCGCCGCCGCCAAUCAAAAGAAUCUAAAAUCUGGAGUCUCAGUCCUCUCAAACACUAGCAAUGCUUUCGGGUCUGCAGUCGACGAUUCCUUCCAACAAGCGGCUCUUGCCGAAGAAGAGGCCGUUUUGAACCGAUACAAAGCUAACGUUGGCUCACCCACAGCCGCGAGUACCAACCCUUUCCUUAGCGAAGAACCAGCGAUCAAAACCGAACCCAUUUUAGACCUUUUCGGUUCGGAAACAAAUCCACCACCACCACCUACGACUCAACCUACCAACGCACUUGAUGAUCUUUUAUCUCUCGGGAACCCUUUUGCUGAUUUCUCAGCACCGACUUCGACAGCCACCGAUGGAAACCUUUUUGCUGCACCUCCAGUAGCCACCACCACAGCUCCGAAUAUGUGGGCUAACGGUUUUCCAGCCAAUGCCCAAUUUCAACCACCUCCAACUCAGACAACCUUUGCAUCGAAUAACCUCAGUGGGCUUUUCAACACCAAUGAACCGUCGGUUUUCGAUCCUGAAGCCCCGAAACAACCCCCGGUUGUUGCACAGCCACAAAGACCUCCACAGCCGUCGAAACUCCUAACCGGUGACCUUGAAACUAGUCUCACUUCAUUGGUGGAAAACUUGACUAUGGAUACGGGAAGUCGUUCGAAUCAAUGGAACUCGCCCAAGAAUCAGCCCAAACCGCAACCCAUGGCGGCUACAGUCGCGCCGAUUUAUAGACCGAUGGGACAACCCAUGAUGGGUCAACCGAUGAUGAUGAUGGGACAACCGAUGCAGUAUCCACUGGGUGGUGUACAGGUGCAAGGUAGCCCAAAAAUGGGCGCACAGCCUCCUAAACAGGAAGUCAGUUUCGAUCCAUUCGGUGAUCUGUAGUGCUUUAACGAGAUUUUUGUGUAAAUAAUGUUGGGUUUGCGAUUAGGUUUUUUCUGUAUAUAUUUGUUUUGUUUUUAUUGUAGGUUAUAUUUAAAGUGCAAUGUCAUAGUACUCAAAACAAUUCUUAUUACUCGAAAUGAGUAGGUUCAAGCACUUAUUGUCUCGGUUGGCUUUAAUUUUUAUUUAAUUUAUUUGUUUUAAUUAAACUUGUACAUUCCUCAGAUGAAGAUUUGUAAUAUUUAUUCGAAAUGAAGAAAGUAGGUGAUAGUUGUGUAAAGUGGAUCAAAGCAACAAAAUAUACGUUGUCACUAGCUAUAUUUGGAUGCACUUGAUACGAGUACACUUGCUUUAAAUAUUAUUUUUCUACUUAUUAGAGCUAGUCCAUGGUCUGUGCAUAUAUUUUUAAUUUAAUUUAAUUUUCGUGAUAUUUCGAAUUGUUCCUGCUUUAUUAAUUUAUUUAUUAUUAUUUUUAAGUUUAUGUAUAUAAAAUGGCUCUACUGCAGUUAUAUAAAUUAUAUAAUUUCUAUAAGUGUUAUUGUUAUAAAUGAACAAAAAAGACUUAUUGUGAUUAGUUUUUUGCAAAGAAAACAUAACUUUAGUGAUAUUCUUCCAUAAUGGCAACUCAUUAAUUUCACUCAUAACACUAGAAAUAACCAAUUUGAAUGUCGAUUGUUAAGUGGCAUCGAGCCGUAUCGACCGAUUACUUUUGAUGCAAGGUAUGAAAUACCAAAUAUCAGUAGCCAUCAUUUAGGUUUAGAUAUUUAGUUUUUAUUUAUACAUUAGCAAAAGGAAAAACCAUCUGUAUUAUAAUUGUAAUCAAUUGUGACAAUAUAAAGAGAGACAAGAAGCUGUUGGAUUGAAUAAAUUAUGCUUAUGUGUU